Galeopterus variegatus (Sunda flying lemur) is the source of this 2249-nucleotide messenger RNA. RefSeq names its product pleckstrin homology-like domain, family B, member 3 (gene PHLDB3). NCBI's taxonomy places the organism in Eukaryota, Metazoa, Chordata, Mammalia, Dermoptera, Cynocephalidae. The transcript has 15 exons. The record is from RefSeq and is a predicted model, not a curated record. Bases 1 to 1950 code for a protein of 649 amino acids.
AUGGGGUCGCGGAGCAGCCCGGAGGAGGGGAUCCCGCCGCCGUCGGGCCCGGAGUAUGACGCGGAGGUCCGGCCCCAAGAGGCAGCCCGGCCCCACGACCACCCCGAAGGUCCCCGCGAACAGGUGGCUCCCGAGGCGCCGACGGAGCUUCCGAGCGGCCGAGGAGCUGAGCAGCAGGCGGAGGAAGAGGAAGAAGUGGGAGAAGGCAGCAGCACCGAGAGCAGCCGCGACGCGGCCGAUGCCGCGGCUCCCGUGCUGAUCCCGGCCACACCCUCCCCAUCCACCCCUUCUAGGGAAGGGGUGCGAGGGGCGGCGCGGCGGCUGCGAGGGCAGCAGCUGGAGGCACUGACUCGCGUGGCCCUGAUGGAGCAGCGAGUGAAGGAGCUACAGCGCCAGAGGAAGGAGCUGAGGAUUGAGAUGGAGGUGGAGGUGGCCCUGCUGCGGGGUGAGCUGGCUGGGGAGCGAGUGGCCGCUCGGCGGGAGGAGGAGCAGCUCCGUGAGCUGCUGGGGCAGCAGGUGGACGCCGAGCGGGGCUGCCGGGAGCAGCGGGAGCGGGAACUGAGGCGACUGAGUCAGGAGCGAGAUCGCAUGGAGGGUCUUCGCCAGAGACUACAGGAGGCCCAGGAACAGCUCCACUCACAGCCAGAGGACCAGCGUGAGCGGCUUCUGCAGGGGGUGCAGGAGAUGAGGGAACAGCUGGAUGUGGCCCAGCGUGCCUAUGAGGACCUGGAGUUCCAGCAAUUAGAGCGGGAGAGCCGGCAGGAGGAGGAGGAUCAGGACAGCCUUGGGGCUCAGGCGCCAGACCCCAAGGUUCAGGAGCUGCAGGCCAGUGUGGCACAGCACAGGGUGAGGGGGUGCCUACAGCGCCGGAUCCAGGUCUUAGAGGAGCAGCUCAAGUUGCUGGGGGAGCAGAUGGCAGCUGAGAGCCGAGGGCUGAGCCAGAAGAAGGAGGAGGCCCUUCGGGCACUGAGACAGGAACAGAGCCGACUGCUUGAGCUCAAUGGCCUCCAGGGAACACCCGGUGGGGACUUCUCUGAGCCCAACCAGGCUCUCACUAAGCUACUCUUCACCCAGAAGACAGACCGCCAGCUGCUGGUGCUCCAGGACCCCACCGCUCACACUGCUGCCACCUCUACCUCUUCCUGCCUCUUCUCCAUUCACAGCUCCCUGCAGGGCUCCAUUGGCCUCCAGAGGACUGGAAGCCUGCCCCGGAAAAGAGGAGAGAGGGUGAGCCAGAGAGGAUCCCCCCGGCCUCUGUCCCUCCAUUGUACUGGAUCCCUGCAGGCCUCGGCUCUCUCGCCAGCAGCAGGGGACACCAGGAGAUACUCCCUCUAUCAGCUGCUGAACUGUGGCCAUGGGAAUAGCUGUGGGGCCCUCCACCCAGACAUUGCCCAUAUGGAGCGGCUUCUGCAGCAGGCUGUGGCAGAGAGAGAGCGGCUGCUCAAGGCCAGGGAAGGGAUGAGAAGGAGCACAGAAGUUUCCUCAGGCCAGGCUGUUCCUGCCAUCAUGGCCCCACCCACACCCCCACUCCGCCCUCCAGGCCCCCGCGUCUUGGAUCUCCAGCAGCACCUGGAACGAUGGGGCCACAACCUGGAAAACUGCCCACAUGUGCGGCUGACCGGGAGCUGCUGCCGCGGGCCCCUGGUGAAGAUGGGUGGCCGCAUCAAGACCUGGAGGAAGCGAUGGUUCUGUUUUGACCGCCAGGCCCGCCGCCUGUCCUACUACGCGGACAAGGAGGAGACCAAACUCAAAGGCGUCAUCUACUUCCAGGCCAUCGAGGAAGUCUAUUAUGACCACUUACGCUGUGCCUUCAAGAGCCCCAGCCCCCGCCUGACGUUCUGCGUCAAAACCUAUGAACGCCUUUUCUACAUGGUGGCCCCGAGCCCCGAAGCUAUGCGCAUUUGGAUGGACGUUAUCGUCACCGCGGCUGAUGAGAACCACGCCCCCUGAGUGCCCACGCCCCCUGGGGGACGUCUCGGCGAGGCUCCGCCCUCUCACGCACGCGGCGGCAAUCCGAGGCCCCGCCCACUGUCGGAAACCUUGGGCCCGCCCCUUUGGAACUCUCCCGGGAAUUUUGCGUGUGCUGCGGCUUAGCUGGCCUGAGCCGCGGCGCUCUGGGCUGCAGGCGACUUCCCCCGACGGGAUCGCCGGCGCCUGGGGCCUUAUCCCGGGCAGGAGGAAGAUUGCGGGGGUGGGAAAGAACUAUUUAUUGGUGCUCCUGUGAUACCGAAUUAAACAUGGAGGAAAAA